Messenger RNA from Brachypodium distachyon (stiff brome), 1468 nucleotides. Its product is annotated as 3-ketoacyl-CoA synthase 6. Gene Ontology annotation, cellular component: membrane. The record is from RefSeq and is a predicted model, not a curated record. Gene Ontology annotation, biological process: fatty acid biosynthetic process. Gene Ontology annotation, molecular function: acyltransferase activity, transferring groups other than amino-acyl groups. The coding region runs from base 28 to 1302 and encodes 424 amino acids. The transcript has a single exon. NCBI's taxonomy places the organism in Eukaryota, Viridiplantae, Streptophyta, Magnoliopsida, Poales, Poaceae.
GCAGCACACAGCUGGAGUGUAUGUACCAUGCACCUGAUGAUCCUAGCUUGUCUCUUCCUUGUAGCAGUGAUCGCUGUACUACGCAAGCUCAGGAAUCGCCCUCGUGCGGUGUACCUCAUCGACUAUGCUUGCCUUCUGCCUACUCCCAAAUGGCGUUUCCCCAUCUCCACCUUCAUCGAGCAUACCAAAACAAUGCCCUUCUUCGACGACCGCAGCGUCAACUUCAUGGCGUGCACGUUCGACCGCAGCGGCAUCGGCGACGAGACCAGCCUGCCCCCCGCGUACCACUUCAUACCCCCGUCCAACAGCUUCGGCACGUCCCACGCCGAGGCACAGCUGGUCAUCUUCUCGGCCGUCGACGACCUGUUUGCGAAGACCGGCUUGGCCCCGGACACCGUGGCCGUGCUCGUCGUCAACUGCAGCGCCUUCACCCCGGUGCCAUCCCUGAGCGACAUGAUCGUGAACAGAUACAAGCUCCGAAGCGACGUCCGGAGCGUAAACCUGUCGGGGAUGGGGUGCAGCGCGGGCGUCAUCUCCGUCGGGCUCGCCGCCGGGUUACUUCAGUCUUUGCCCGAUGGUGCCUAUGCUCUCGUGGUUUCCACGGAGACCAUCACGCCCCACUUCUACCCGGGCAAGGAGGCCGCCAUGCAGCUCUCCAAUGUCCUGUUCAGGGUCGGAGGCGCUGCGGCGCUGCUGUCUACGUCCAAGAACAAGGCCCGGUACCGGCUCGCGCACCUUGUCCGGACGAUCACUUGCGGCACCCGCGACGGCUCCUACUCCUGCGUCUUCCAGGAGGAGGACGGCGAUGGCACCUUGGGGGUCAAUCUAUCAAAGGACCUCCUGGCCGUCGCCGGCGACGCGCUCAAGGACAACAUCACCGCCAUCGGGCCCCGUGUCCUGCCGCUUUCCGAGCAGAUCCUUUUCGUGCUGUCCCUCAUCAAAGGCUUCAGGCCGUAUGUGCCGGACUUCAAAAAGGCGUUCGAUCACUUCUGCAUCCACUCCGGGGGACGUGCGGUGAUCGACAAGGUCCAGAGUAGCCUGGCGCUGACCGACGAGCAUGUGGAGCCGUCGCGGAUGGCGCUACACAGGUUCGGGAACACGUCCAGUAGCUCGGUGUGGUACGAGAUGGCGUACAUUGAGGCCAAGGACCGGAUGCGGAAGGGAGACCGGGUUUGGAUGAUUGGGUUCGGCUCCGGGUUCAAGUGCAACAGCGCAGCCUGGGAGUGCAUCAGCCCAGCGCGCCGGCCGGACAACGCCUGGGCCGGGUGCAUACAUCGAUACCCGGUGUCACAACGCAAGUAAAAUGCCAUGUGCGCGCAGUACCCUAUAGAACGUCUAAUAAUAUGAAGUAUAUAUAUAUCAGCUGGUUUCACUCGUACAGAAAACAGUGUACACACAGCAUAUUUUCAUAUAAAUCACUAGACAUGGCAGCGCGCGCGGCACAUGCAUGUGCUUGGUGUAUCUGUUA